UCACUCCGACCUGAUCGUAAGGAAGGCCCUUCUCUCCGGUGAAAUCGGUCCCGGCGUCAAACUCGAUCCUCGCGAAGGCCAGCGGACGGAGCGGCCCAUAACGCGUGUUUCGAACCAGGGCCCUCCCCACUUGCGUUAGCGUGUAUACAUCAUGCGAUCUAGUAGACUAGUUGCGGAGAACAAUGUUCGUUUUCUCGUCGCGAUCUUACCCAAAUCUCUGCCGCUUUGCGGCACCUGGUUCCCAAACCGGCAAAGUCGUGGCUGCGGGGAGAUCGGAAUACUGGCAGACCGCAGAUCAAAGACCCCCAAUCCCGGCGUCUGAGGGACUUUUUGAACGAGGCGCUCAACGGCUGGGAAGUCCAUGCUGCCACCCGUCUCAACGCUGGGUUGCUGAUACGAUGUCCCUGCCUGUCGUGCCCCGAGGAGUUUGGGGCCCCCUUGCCCGGUGCAAGAGGUUGUUGAGCAGGGUUACCACACUGAAGGAGCCUGCUGCUGGUCAGGGCGGCGGCGGUAAUUGUAAAACUCAGCCUGCCUUUAAAGCUUCCAUGUCCUUGCCAAUAGGUUCGGCUUUAUCGUUCCCCCUCAUCAAUCUGAGAUCUUGCACCGAAACAACUGCCAUCUAUCGGACCUCUACGAGCCAGCCAUCGACUGGAAUCGGGUGCGUGUACAAUCUACGCUUUCGCGGAAAUUGACCUGCAUCUUCUGGAAAACUGCGUUCGCGCCCCGUUUGACUCGUGGCCCCGAUCUGGAAUUGUAUUGCACAACCCUUAGCCGUUGCUCUCUUGUCUUUCCUGGAGCUGAUCCUCUUUACAUCUCCAACGCUCGCUCAUUUUAAGUUUCGACUCUCGACUCGCACCCUAACCGGACAUUCCUUAUUGAGGUAAGAAAUGCCCGACUUUAAGCGAGCCGCGAGCUGGUGGCUGC
Didymella exigua CBS 183.55 is the source of this 924-nucleotide messenger RNA. RefSeq lists its product as uncharacterized. The record is from RefSeq and is a predicted model, not a curated record. NCBI's taxonomy places the organism in Eukaryota, Fungi, Ascomycota, Dothideomycetes, Pleosporales, Didymellaceae. The transcript has a single exon. Bases 183 to 692 code for a protein of 169 amino acids.